GUUGUCAGAACGGAACUGUAUAGAGAUUGUCACUAAACUGAUAGCGGAAAAGCAGUUGGAGGUAGUGCACACGCUUGAUGGAAAAGAGUAUGUCACUCCAGCACAAAUUACUAGGGAGAUCCAGGACGAGCUUCACGUUUGUGGUGGUCGAGUAAACAUUGUUGACUUACAACAGGUAAUAAAUGUGGACCUUCUGCACAUUGAAAACAGAGCUAACGACAUUGUUAAAUCAGAAAAAAGUAUUCAGCUUGUACUGGGACAGCUUAUAAAUGAGAGUUACCUGGAUCAAUUAGCAGAAGAAAUAAAUGAUAAACUACAGGAAACUGGCCAGGUGACGGUAUCAGAACUCUGCAAGGCGUAUGACCUUCCGGGAGACUUCCUGAUUCAGGCGUUAUCCAGACGUUUGGGUAGAAUUAUUCGUGGACAACUAGACCAGGAAAACCGUGGGGUGAUUUUUACAGAAGCCUUUGUGUCCCGUCAUCGAGCACGCAUUCGUGGUCUCUUCACUGCAAUUACUCGGCCUACACCUGUAAGUAAUUUGAUCACUCGGUAUGGAUUUCAAGAACAUUUACUCUACUCUGUGCUAGAAGAACUUGUUAACAGCGGUCGUCUAAAAGGCACCGUGGUUGGUGGGAGACAGGAUAAGGCUGUGUUUAUUCCAGAUAUCUAUGCCAGAACACAGAGCAACUGGGUGGAUUCCUUUUUCAAGCAGAAUGGUUACUUAGAAUUUGAUGCGUUGUACAGACUUGGCAUCCCUGACCCAGCAGGCUACAUUAAAAAAAGAUACAAGUCCGCACAGCUCUUAUUUCUGAGAGCAGCUUGUGUUGGUCAAGAAAUUGUGGAUCAAGUUGAAGCCUCUGUAGAGGAAGCUAUCAGCUCUGGAAACUGGAUAGAUGUAGCAACUCUUCUGCCCAGUUCAUUGUCCGUAGAAGAUGCUGGGAUUUUGCUUCAGCAUGUGAUGAGAUCUUUAAACAAAAGUUCUUCAGGUUUAGUCUUCAGUGACACCAUUGUGGUCAGUGAGAAAUUUCUGAGCAGCUGUGCUGAUCUGUUUUCUGAUAAGAUGCAACAGAAAGCUGAAAAGGAAAUGAAAAGUAACCCUGUUAAUUUAAUCACUGAAGAAGAUUUAAAACAGGCUUCUGGUUUAGAGAAUUCAUAUGCUAAUAAAAAAGACAAAAAGGAUGAACGAAGAAAGAAGGCAACUGAGGGCAGUGGAAGCGUGAGAGGAGGAGGAGGUGGUAAUGCCAGGGAGAUCAAGAUUAAGAAAACUAAGAAGAAAGGAAGAAAGGAUGUGGACAGCGAUGAAGAGUUGCAAGCUACUAGCACAGGUAGGAAUAAGCAGCCGGAGUUCCCUUUCAUGUCAGAGGAGGAAAUUCAGGACGUUUUGAAGACCCACAUGGCAGAUUGUCCUGAAGAGCUUAUUGCGGAACUUGCUGAGCAUCUAAUAAGACCUUUAACAAAAACUUACCAGGAAGUUGUGCGUUCUGUUUUUACAUCUUCAACAUCUUCCUCUGGAGCUAGCAGAAGACAGACUAUGAAGGAAUUGCAGGAGGAAUUCUCAAACUUGUACAACAACAUUCGGUUAUUUGAAAAGGGAACAAAGCAUUUCACAGAUGAGACUCAGACUAACCUUGCCAAACAUCUGUUGAAGACUAUCUGUACAGACAUUACAAAUCUUAUUUUCAACUUCCUAGCAUCUGAUUCAAUGAUGACAACAGAAAAUUAUUCUACCAUCACAAGUGAGGUCCGAACCAAGAUUUUAGGUAAAUUGCCAGAAGACAGCAAAGGUCCUUUAACUAAACUGCAUACUUCUCUGAAUGGCAAGAGUAUAGAAGACUUUCUUUCAUGCCUUGAUUCUGCAGUGGAUAUUUGUGGUAUAAUGGUGAAAAAAGGAGACAAAAAGAAGGAAAGGCAAGUCCUAUUUCAGCAUAAACAAGCUCUGAUUGAACAGCUGAAAGUCACAGAAGAUCCAGCUCUUGUUCUGCACCUGACAUCAGUACUGCUAUUUCAGUUUUCAACCUCCUGUAUGCUUCAUGCACCAGGAAGAUCAGUACCACAGAUCAUUAAUUUCCUAAGUGGCAAGAUCCCAGAGGAUCAGCAUUCUCUGUUAGUCAAAUACCAGGGAUUAGUAGUGAAACAGCUGAUCAGCCAGACAAAGAAAACAGAACAGGGAAUCGGUGAUACAACAGAUAACCUGGUAGAGGAAGAAGGAGCAGAUACUAUUGGAAAAGAGCUCCAGGAAAUCACUACCUCUAUCAAAGAGCUUGUUCUCAGACCUAGGAAAUCUUCUGUAACAGAGGAAUAAAGUUAUUGUUCAGUGCAUCCACACCCAUGAUACAG
This is a messenger RNA of Pterocles gutturalis (yellow-throated sandgrouse), 2337 nucleotides long. RefSeq names its product UFM1-specific ligase 1 (gene UFL1). Gene Ontology annotation, molecular function: UFM1 ligase activity. The record is from RefSeq and is a predicted model, not a curated record. Lineage: Eukaryota; Metazoa; Chordata; Aves; Pterocliformes; Pteroclidae. The annotation marks the transcript as partial. The transcript is spliced from 18 exons. Gene Ontology annotation, biological process: response to endoplasmic reticulum stress; regulation of proteasomal ubiquitin-dependent protein catabolic process; protein K69-linked ufmylation. Gene Ontology annotation, cellular component: endoplasmic reticulum membrane.